CUGUGUCUAUGCAGAUGGUGGUGAAGAAGAUCUUUCUUUACUAAAGACACAUACAAUAAAGCCUGAUUUGAAAUUGAAAUUUUGUUACUGCAUGGAUAUAGAAUUAUAGGCCAUAUUCUGGAUGACCUCUUUUGCUGUAGACCUGUAAAUGGUCAAUUUUUAACAUCUCUGUUUCUCCUCCUUGUAGGAUCGGAGUACUGAGACCAGUUUUCUGAGCAUCCCUGCAUCGAUGCGGCGAGGAUCUUCAGAGAACAAUCUGGAUCUGGAUCUCAGUGAUGCAAGUCCCGGUCCUGCUCUUGGUUUUGAGGUCCAGCGUAGUCGCUCUUGCUUGGACAACCUCCAGCAGAAGAUACUUAAAGUCACAGAGCAGCUAAAGAUUGAGCAGACAGCCCGAGACGAGAACGUAGCUGAGUACUUGAAGCUGGUGAACAGUGCAGACAAGCAGCAAGUGGGACGCAUCAAACAGGUAUUUGAGAAGAAGAACCAGAAAUCAGCUCAAAACAUUGCUCAGAUGCAAAAGAAACUGGAGCAGUACCAUAAAAAGAUGAAGGACAGUGAAAUCCAUCACAGCCCAUUCCCUCACUCGUCCACUGUCAAACACAGCACCAUACCCAGGGAAUCACCCAGAGAGCUGCUGAGGGAUAUGACUGGCAGUGGCAGACACCCGACCAUGGACAAGAUCAAGACCAUCGGACCAGGUGUGUCCCUCUCCCCUCCUUUCUUCUUCAGCAAGCCCAGAGAGUUUGCCAACCUCAUCAGGAACAAGUUUGGCAGUGCUGAUAACAUCGCCCACCUCAAGACCACUCUGGACGCCUCCUCUCCAUUGCCCACUGACAGUGCGGGAAAGGGGCUGAGUAGCAGCACCUCUAUGGUUGGAAAGCCCAAAUAUCCCAGUGAUGACGAAUGCUCCUCAGGUAGUGCUUCCAUUUCGGCAGACAGUAACGGGAACCCAGCGGGUGGAGGAGGAGUGUCAGUGGGGCAGGCGCAGGGUCAGGGCCUCAGCCAGGGGCAGCCAGCAGGGGAGACAGUCAGAAUCAAAGACGCCCAGAACCAGUUGGAGGAGGAUAUGGAGGAGCUAAAGGCUCAGUUCAAGAGAGAGUAUGGCAUCAUCAGCCAAACACUGCAGGAAGAGAUUUUCAGGUAUGAGCGUUUGGAAGACCAACUUAAUGACCUGACAGAGCUUCACCAACAUGAGAUGGCUAAUUUGAAGCAAGAGCUAGCUAGCAUUGAGGAGAGGGUGGCCUACCAGGCACACGAAAGGGCCAGGGACAUACAGGAAGCCCUCGAGUCGUGUCAGACCCGAGUGUCCAAGCUGGAGCUCCAGCAGCAGCAGCAGCAGCAGACGGUCCAGCUCGAGAGCCGUGACGCCCGAGUCCUGCUGGGAAGCAUCAACAUAAUGCUGGCCAUCAUCACCGUCAUCCUGGUGUGUGUCUCCACCGCUGCCAAGUUUGCUGCUCCACUCAUGAGGAGCCGAUACCACAUGGUAGUGACCUUCCUGGGGAUUUGUUUUUUGACCCGUUUUCUGGAAGAACUGGGACCGCUUACAGUAUUCCAUAGACAGGUUACUGGUGCUUGGCUGAUAAUGAGGAGAACAUACUGAGAACAACAAUAACAUGGACGCUGUCAGUUGUCAGGAUAGGACUGUCUAAGAGGAUUGGUUGUACAAUCGUCAAAAGACAUGCAUUUACAGAGGUCACAGUUUUUUAAAAGUCAGACUGAAAUGAAAUUUUGGUGAUUUUCUUGUCUAGAACUUGAAUGUGUGUAGCUAAUAAUUUCAUUUAACCUUUAAAAUAAUAUUUAUAUAACAGCAAAUGUUGUUACUUUCCCAGUGAUUGCUAAGAAAUCAUCACAAGACACAAAAGGUCAAUUCAAGGAUUAAGAAGGGUGAAGAGAAGUGCAUUUUCACUAUAAUGCAGCAACAUGGGAUUGGGAAAUAACACAUAGAAAAGGUCAAAUUGAGGCAAAUGAUUUUUUGCUUCAUCUUAAGGUUAAUAUCUCUCAAACUAUUGAAGGCAUGCACAUACUUCAAGCUUGGUAUCUUGGCCACAGCUACGAAAU
This is a messenger RNA of Lates calcarifer (barramundi perch), 2058 nucleotides long. RefSeq names its product transmembrane and coiled-coil domain protein 3-like. NCBI's taxonomy places the organism in Eukaryota, Metazoa, Chordata, Actinopteri, Centropomidae. Gene Ontology annotation, cellular component: endomembrane system. The record is from RefSeq and is a predicted model, not a curated record.